This is a messenger RNA of Cercopithifilaria johnstoni, 993 nucleotides long. NCBI's taxonomy places the organism in Eukaryota, Metazoa, Nematoda, Chromadorea, Rhabditida, Onchocercidae. The record is from the annotation of a GenBank genome assembly.
AUGUUUAUGUGUCGCUGCUGUAAUUGGGCGUAUCCUGAUAAGACAAGCUUACAUAUACAUAUGCAAAGUAUGCUGCGGAAUGGUACUCCCGGUGAUGUUUCUGUCCUUGCCAGAAGUUCCAGCGAUGGUCCUGGAAUGGCUGGAGUCGUGGGAGAAAUGUCACCAAGAGAGCUUGAAGGAAGCCCAUCAGUAAGUCCUCCAGAAGCCUGUGGAAAUGAAUCACCGCCAGGCGAACAAACACAUGUUAAAAGUUCCUUAUUUGGUAAUAGUAAUGGUUUAUUGGACGGAUCCAUAUUUCCGGCGACGCACAAUAAUACCGAUAGUUUAUUUCGAUUUACAGCCAAGCCAGAUAAUUUGAUGACACAAAUGAGCACUGAUACCAGUGGUCAAAAUAGUUGGUUGACAGCAUGGUUGGCAAAUAAUGCUUUUACUGUGGCGCCUUUCAAUUCUACCAAUUUGUUAGCAGUGGCAAGCAAUGCAGAAGGUAUAAAUUUGCAAAAAGAAGAAGCGAAUACAACAAAUAUAGCUCUAAAAAUGGAAUCGAAGGAGGAUGAGCAAAUUUCAAAUAGUAUUAAUAUCAGUGUUGCUAAAAACACCUCCCUUACAUCGCCUAGUAAAACACCAAAUUCCACUUCUUCACAGGAAUGUAAGCGAUUAGUAAAUGGAAAGUCACUGGAUGAUUUACUUGAAAAGAAAGGAUUAAGUGUUACUCGAAAUCAUCGAAAUAAACGGAAAGCCAGCAAUCCUCAGCAACUACGGGCAUCAACAGCUUUCGUCAGUGCAGACGAUGAAGAUGAUGAAGGAUUUGCUACACUACCGCGAAAGCAGAAUAUCGUAGAUACAACUACCAAAAUAGACGAAUCUGGUAAAUCACUCAAUGGUAACCUUCCUCAAACAGCAACAGCAAUAGCAACAACAGUAAGCAGAACAACCCCAAAUGGCGUUACACUCGUUGAUGCUUCCACUAGUCCUAUUAAGAGCUGUGACUGUACG